Molecule: messenger RNA, 2298 nt
Organism: Suillus paluster
Lineage: Eukaryota; Fungi; Basidiomycota; Agaricomycetes; Boletales; Suillaceae
Exons: 5
Coding region: 1-2298 (765 amino acids)
Biological process (GO): deadenylation-independent decapping of nuclear-transcribed mRNA; positive regulation of catalytic activity; deadenylation-dependent decapping of nuclear-transcribed mRNA
Cellular component (GO): P-body
Molecular function (GO): mRNA binding; enzyme activator activity
Source: RefSeq, a predicted model, not a curated record
AUGGGUCCUCCUCGUCGAGCUCGUUCUAAUUCUUCUGUGUCAACUCACUCUCAACAACAUCGUCACCGACAGCCGCAACCACUAGAACCAACUCCCCCCGAAACAAUACCGUCUGCUCAAUCCCAUCUAGGAAUGUCCCCUCAGUCACGCUAUCUCUCGAACAUGAAGGUUGUACGUCGUAGAGACCCCUCUAUUGUAUCCAUAUUCGAUCAGUUCAGCCACGUCUGCGUGUACCACCAUAACGGCGACAAAUGGGAGAAGCAGGGUUAUGAGGGGAGCAUGUUUUUGUACGAACGGGACUCUUACCCACCUUAUGGUCUAUAUAUUCUGAACCGUGUUGGCAUGGAUGACUACAUUCAACGACUUUAUCCAGAAGACGGUAUAGGCGCACAUGGUUCCUACCUCAUGAUGCGUCAUUAUCCCGACUUUACCGCACGCAGGCUCGCAGAGGCACGAGACAAACUGCCCCUCUCGAGGCAGGAAGGUCCUGCCUCUAAAUUUGCUCCCGAGUUUGUAGUGCCAGAUGAACAACUACAAGAUCCUGAGAAAGGCCGAUCGCAAACGGUUGGGCUGUGGUGCUUUGCAACCGAUGCAAGAGAGAGCAUGCAAGACGUCGUAUUGAGAUUGCAUAGCUAUAUCAAGAAGAACAUUCCGUAUCCAGAUGAGUAUAGAUAUGGCCCGGAUCGUCCUCCUCCCCCGAACUUCCGGUCGUCAUCGAGGGCUAGUGAACGAUCACAUGUGCGCUCAGCAUCGAGCGCAUCCAACAUCGGCAGUAUACAUAGCAUUUCGGAGUCAGAAGAAGACCACCUAGGAAGUAAACCCGCCCCUUCAGAUAGUAGUCGUUCAAAUGGCAAUGUAUCUGAGCUCGACAAACUCUUUGCCAAGCUAGGAGGUACGAGUUCUACUCCACAGCAGACGCCCCCACAAUCGCAGACAUCUGAGACCACUGCUGCGAAUUUACUGGCCAGUUUAUCCGGCGGCGGCAAUCCUUAUAGAACGGCGUCCGUUCCCCCACUGACCACUACUUCCGUUCCACCGACUCGCGGAUUAACUUUACUGGACACCAUCUUCGCCUCCGCACCACCCCCACCCCCACAACCAAGUCAAUCCAAUCGCGGGCCAUCCCGCACUGGAGCAGCAUCAGCCUCCAUCCCUUCACGUAUCUCUACGCACUCACAAUUCGCAUAUAAUCAACAAGCUCAAUCUACACUGUACGGACAUACUGUUAACUCACAAAAUCCCCUCAUCCUUUCUCCCAAACCAACGUCGACUGCUCUCCCUCAGGUGCUCAACCAAGAUGUUAUCUCCACGCUCCUUGGGCUCCCCGCUUCGCGUGCCUAUGAAGGUGAUAACGAGGCAAGUGAUGACGGGUCUAUCUCAGAAGGAGGAUAUUCUGUUUCGAGCACUGUGCUUGAUGCUGAUGCAGAAAACAACGUGGAGCUGCAAGCUGCAGGCUCAUCGUCUGGGUUGCCACUCCUGGCUGUACCUAUGGGUGAAGCUCAUUACAACGGUACAAGAAAUGGGAGCGGCAAAACUCUGGGCGAUGUCACUCCUCGCCCCCCGCUCCGAGGCUUCAACUCGGAUUUCACGGUAGUCGGGGACCUCCUCGCUGCCGCUCAGACACAGAAGAACUCGCGUGCCUCCCCACACCUUCAUAUUCCCACUACCUUACCCCCUCCGCCGGGGGACCCAAACACUACCCCAACGUUGACCAGCAUCAAUGACGCACCCAAACCACGUCCGCUUAUUCCGUUCGAGGCGGAUUCUGACCUGUGGCCAUACCCUCGUGCUCCGUUUAUCGAGGCAGACUCCGACAUGAUUGAACUCGACUUCGCUGAUACGAGUGCGCUGAGCGAUCCUGAUGCGUUUGCGAAAGAGCAGCGCUCGAAGAAUAGGAGGAGCCAGAAGAAAGGUCGUAAGGAGCGCGAAAAGGAUCGUGAGCGGGAGAGAGAGGAGAUAGAGAAGAGCUGGGAUGUGCCGCCGCCUGUCAAGGCUGUGCCACUUCCACAGUUCCAGGGUGUCGUUUCGGCACCUGCGGUCGCUGUCAAUGGCAAGGCCAAGAAUGUGCGCAAGGAGCGCGCUGGUUCUGUAGCCAGCCAGAGCUCCGGUGAUGGGCCAAACGCCAUUGACGCCCCUGCUGUGCACGCUUCUCUCUUGUCUGCUCUCGCUCAGAAGAAGAAUGCAAGUCCGAAUAAUCUAUCGAGGAACGACUUCGUCCGGGAAGUCCUGACUCUCAUACACACAGACAAAGAAUUCGUGGAUACUCUUUGGCAGGAGUACACCUCGAGUGCGAGAUGA